Molecule: messenger RNA, 568 nt
Organism: Puccinia graminis f. sp. tritici CRL 75-36-700-3
Lineage: Eukaryota; Fungi; Basidiomycota; Pucciniomycetes; Pucciniales; Pucciniaceae
Exons: 2
Coding region: 1-558 (185 amino acids)
Source: RefSeq, a predicted model, not a curated record
AUGGAUCCACGCAUGUUACUCGAAAUGUAUAUGUCUAUGGCCGGCGGCCGCAACACUGCGCAAGCUGCUCCAUCGGAAGGGAACCAAUCUCGGCGUCGGGGCCGGCGCUCAUCCAAUUCUCGACGCCGCCAACCAGCACCAGCCCAGCCAGCCCAACCAGUAGUCCCCAACCCCCUGCUCGGAGACGGUAGGCCAAAAGGAAUCAAGCUCCCUUUUGUGGACAGCGAGGCGAAGGCCAAGGCUCACCAAGACUUGCGAUCCAAAGCUCUUUGCUUGCCGACUGCUCACCCCGCCGGCGCCCGCCACCCACGCGUCUACACCCUCAUCGGCCGAGGCAACUUGGGUGGCUCGCCCCAACGAGGCACCCCUUCCCGACCGGCUGAAUCUUCCCCAGAAGUGGACCCCCAGACCGAUGGGCUUCCUCCCCAGCUCACCCCAGCCCCUGCUCCAGUCAGCCAAGCUGGCCCCUCUCGGCGCGAGAGGACCCAGGGCCGCACUAACCCCUACGCCGGAAGCCGGGCAAAUCGUGCCCCACGACCGGCAGCACGCCACAACUGAAUGAUGGUAA